Messenger RNA from Eurytemora carolleeae, 1526 nucleotides. Its product is annotated as zinc finger transcription factor Trps1. NCBI's taxonomy places the organism in Eukaryota, Metazoa, Arthropoda, Copepoda, Calanoida, Temoridae. The transcript is spliced from 12 exons. The coding region runs from base 28 to 1158 and encodes 376 amino acids. Gene Ontology annotation, molecular function: zinc ion binding; RNA polymerase II cis-regulatory region sequence-specific DNA binding; DNA-binding transcription factor activity, RNA polymerase II-specific. The record is from RefSeq and is a predicted model, not a curated record. Gene Ontology annotation, biological process: negative regulation of transcription by RNA polymerase II; positive regulation of transcription by RNA polymerase II; cell fate commitment.
UAUAACUGUAGAUUAAUUUAUAGCAAGAUGAAUGGCAUUCGACCUUCAGCCUCUUCAGCAGGAAACAGAACACCUCCAGACAAACCAAAACUCUCCCAAAACUCUUCUGGGGCAGUUAACCGUAGAACUGGUUUAAGCUGUGCUAACUGCCAGACCAACACUACUACUCUGUGGCGGCGGAACUGCUCAGGAGAACCAGUUUGCAAUGCAUGCGGUCUAUACUUUAAACUUCAUCGUAUAAAUCGUCCACCAUCUAAGAAGAACGAAGGUAUUCGUUCAAGGAAAAGAAAACCUAAAAAUCCAAACAAUGUUAAGGAGCCUAGAAGGCAUAAAACCUCCACAAAGCCAGCCAGCGUUGUUAAUAUGGAGAGAGAAAUGGAGAAGAUGAAAGGCUCCAGGUUGGAAGAGACACGAGUAAAGAUUGAGAUCGGAGAUAGAAAUAUUUAUUUAACACCUAAACUAGGAGAGAAUCUGGACCCACAGGAGAUAGUGUUGAAUUCUGGAAAGCAGUCUGGAUAUUCAAUCAAAACUAAUGAUUAUAUAUUAGCAGGAAAGGUUCUAGACUACACAGACAUGAAAGCUCAUGAAUUUUCACAGCCCGUGGACUAUGUCAUGGCUCCUGGGAAAGGGUACCUAGAUGACGGAAACGGGCUCAUCAAUGGGAUUGAUCCCUUGAUGUCUCGUGUUCGUGGUUUAAUGGGCGGAGAAUCCUAUUUCAGGGAGGUGGAACCCUAUGAGGCAGAUGUUUACUCCGCCAGAUUACACCAAAGAACUCCCCCAUUGGAAGCCUAUGAGAGUAUGCAGGUUCACUAUGCAUCAUCAGCUGGUCCACACCAAACCGGGUUUUCUCCAUCAGCCUACUCGCCAGCCGGUCAUCCCAACUCCUACUCCCCUUCUGCUCAUCCUGCAGCAUACUCGCCAGCUGGUCAGCAUUAUCCCAUCUCUUAUUCUCCUAAUUCUAGUCAUCAAACUUCAUUUUCUCCACCCGCAUCCACCCCUUUACUCCAUUCUAGCCCCUCCUCAAACCCUCUGCUCCAUUCUCCCCCGUCCUCCACCCCCUUACUCCAUUCUCCGAGUAAAUCAGGAACACCUUUACUCAGUCAAUAUCCAAUCAGGAACUCCAGCUCCCAUCACCCGGGAUCCAGAAUUUCGCCAUAACAAUGUUGUUUUAGACAUUUUUUACAAGCAUUUACGUUUAUUUAUACAGAAAACCACAGAAAACUGUGUAAUGGAAAGACGACAUAUAAACAAUCUUUGUAUAUUUGAUGUUGUUAUAAAGUUUUACCAAUUCAAAUUACAAUGUAAGUAUUGAUCUUCAAGUUCAUCGGACUGUUUAUAGUCAUAACUCUGGUCGUCUUUUUAUUUCACAGUUUUCACACUAUAAAAAACCAUUACUUUACUCAUUAUAUAAAUAUGAAAAGAUAAGAAUUAACUUAAAAAUACCUUUUAAAGUGAGUUUGAUAAAUCUUAAUAGAUAAGUUUUAAAAAUAUCAAAAAAAUUUUAUUUUUUAUUUUAAACAAGUUAC